Molecule: messenger RNA, 411 nt
Organism: Didymodactylos carnosus
Lineage: Eukaryota; Metazoa; Rotifera; Eurotatoria; Philodinida; Philodinidae
Source: the annotation of a GenBank genome assembly
AUGGCGUAUCCAGUUACCCCAUCAAUUUCUAUUGUUGUUUCCAAUUGCCUCAAUGCCGUGCUAGAAAAUAGAAAUUAUGAAAGUUGUAUACUUCAAGCAUUAAAACUGAAGGAUCGUUAUGACAAGACGAACUAUUAUAUAUGGAUGAGAUGGAGACGACGUAAUGGACCUCAACAAACAGAUUUGCGUGGUCCAUAUAAAUCAACGGAUUUUGUUGUCGAUGAGUUUGAAAGAAUAUUUGAAACUAUGACGAAUAAUCAAUGGCAAAAUCGUCAUAACCAUUCUUUGUAUGGAGACGGCACAUAUGCAUUAACUAAUGAUAGAAAUGAACAAGAGCUCAAUCAACAUGCUCGCGAACAGGUAAGGGUAUGUACUUAUUCUCCUUAUAAAUCCGCAUGGUUUCUACCAUAA